AUGAGAAAUGUCAUGUUUCCUUAUGAAAUUGGGAACAGGAACCCAAUUAUUCAAAUGCUCAAUAACUGUCUUCCGGUUUCUAAUGUGGUGAACCUCCAAGAUGAUGCAGAAGAUGAUCUCUUCUUGUGGAAGUUUGCAAGAGAAGUUUGGAAUUAUUUCACCUCUCGGGCCCAUGUUUCUCCUCCUCAUUUGUUUGGGGAUGGAGUUAGAUGGCUUAAGAAUCCUUGUCAUGACAAGAAUGUGACUAUGAUUCUUAGGAUUGCUCAUCAAGCUUCGGUGUACACUCUAUGGAAAGAACGAAACUCUCGACUUAACAAUGCUACCUCAAGACCUGCUGCUGGAAUUAUUUUGGAGAUAAAAGCUUUAAUCCGCUGUCACUUGGAUCCUUUGUCUAGAGCUCAGAGAUUAGGACAUCAAGGGACUUCCUUCCUCGCUACUUGGUUCGGCAUGUUCAAUGCCUAA
Molecule: messenger RNA, 462 nt
Organism: Arabidopsis thaliana (thale cress)
Lineage: Eukaryota; Viridiplantae; Streptophyta; Magnoliopsida; Brassicales; Brassicaceae
Product: non-LTR retrolelement reverse transcriptase
Exons: 3
Coding region: 1-462 (153 amino acids)
Source: RefSeq, marked reviewed